Molecule: messenger RNA, 1360 nt
Organism: Tripterygium wilfordii
Lineage: Eukaryota; Viridiplantae; Streptophyta; Magnoliopsida; Celastrales; Celastraceae
Product: homeobox protein knotted-1-like 1
Exons: 5
Coding region: 348-1229 (293 amino acids)
Biological process (GO): regulation of DNA-templated transcription
Cellular component (GO): nucleus
Molecular function (GO): DNA binding; DNA-binding transcription factor activity, RNA polymerase II-specific
Source: RefSeq, a predicted model, not a curated record
UGUGUUUGCUUGUUUACAUGUCUGUGCUUUUACUCUUCUCUGCUACUUAUCUAUCCUCCGGUCUUCUUGAAAAAGAAAAUUGUGGUGGGUCUGGUCUCUUUCAACUUAAAAGAGUAGUCUUUGAACUUGAAGUUUCUAUUGUGGGUGCUUAGACACUAGUUUUCUUUGAAAGCUCACAUGCAUGUUCCUUUCUCUAACACAUACUGCAAAUACAAAGAUAGUGUUGUUGAUGCUUGUAUUGGAAUCAUGGAAGAUACUUUAAAUGAAGCUUUGAAGGUGUUUGAAAAUGUGUCUGUUUGAGUUCAAGAGUGCCAGUUAGUGUCAGUUUUCUGCAUCUGUCAACAUCCAUGGAGGAUUUGUAUAAUAAUGGUUUUGAUCCUACUGCGUCUUGUUCAAGUGAUAUUGUUAGACUUGACAACUUCCCUGCAUCAGCAAACUUCAGUUCUGACAAUUUAGUCCAAUUUGGAGCUCAUGAAUCAGACAUUUCUGAUCUGAUCAAGACCCAGAUAGCCAAUCACCCUCGUUAUCCUAAUCUGAUUUCUGCGUACAUAGAGUGCCGAAAGGUUGGUGCACCACCAGAAGCGGCAUCUCUACUUGAAGAAAUUGGCAAAGAAAACUACCACAUCAACAAUUGCUCCGAGAUAGGAGUAGAUCCAGAACUUGAUGAGUUCAUGGAAUCAUACUGUGAGGUUCUUCAUAGACACAAGGAGGAGCUGUCCAAGCCUUUUGAUGAAGCAACGACCUUCUUGAACGACAUUGAAUCACAACUAAGUAGCCUUUGCAACGGAACAUUGACAAAAGCUUUGGAUUAUCUAUCAGAUGGAACUUCGGACGUGGAACAAAGUUGUGGAGAGAUUGAACCACCAGAAAGCCAAGCUUCCUCUGCGCAGAAUCAGAAUAUCAAGGGCAUGUUAAUGAGAAAGUACAGUGAUGCCCUUGGCAAUCUGAGAAAGGAAUUCUUAAGGAAAAGAAAGAAUGGUAAACUAUCCAAAGAUGCAAAGAUGGUGCUCCUUGACUGGUGGAAUGAUCAUUAUAGAUGGCCUUAUCCGACGGAGGAGGAUAAAAUGAAGCUCUCAGAAGCAACUGGACUAGACCAACAGCAGAUCAAUAAUUGGUUCAUAAACCAGCGGAAGCGGCAUUGGAAACCAUCUGAAGACAUGAGGUUUGCUUUAAUGGAGGAUCUUAGCAGCAGCUUAACUAACACAGCUGUAGCUGGUGAUGAUAUUUGAAACACGGAGCCUUGAUUCCGAACCGGCCUUGUUCCAUAUCAAGGCAUGCAUUAAACUGUAAUGCUAUGAUCUAUUUGCAUCUCUGUAAAUUGAAGAUUCUGUUCUGAAUUGUUAAAACUUUGAAAAUUACU